AUGCCUUCUUUGGGAUCCAAACAAAAUUCCAAACGUUCCUCUUUACCUUCAGGAGCAGUUGUAUCCUCCUCCUCAUCUUGCACAACAAACGGCACUAAACGACACCAUAGUGAUAGCACUUUCAAGGAAUCAUCUCCUUCAAAAAACAAGACCAUUGAUUCCUUUUUCCGAAAGAAUGAUCAUCAACCGCCAUCUUCUUCAUCACAAGAACAAGAACAACAACCUCCAUCCGUUGAAUCUCAAGAAUCCUCCUCUUCGGAUCUUCAAGGUCCUACUCUGAAAAAACAAAAAACAUCAUCCAUUAACUUGCAUCAUCCAACUGCAGGGACUUUUAAAAAGAAAUCAAAUCCUAAUAACAAUCCAUCCUCAUCAUCAUCAUCACCCUCUCCUCUAUGUACCGGUCCUCUUGAUUUAUUAUUUCAAAAGCAGAAAAAACCAUCAUCUUCUUCGCAACGAUCAUCAGAUGAUGAAACUGCUGAAUCCUCUUCUUUGAUGAUCCCUAAUAGUGAUUACUCCUCGUCAGCUUGGGAGACGGAAUGGUCCAAGUUGGAUGAUCUUCAACGCCAAGUCGUUCAUGAAGACUCUGCCAAAUAUUUAAUGAUUAACGGUUCUCAUGGAUGUGGAAAAACUCUUGUGGUGGCUUUGAGAGCUCUUCAUUUGUUGAAAAACGAUCCAACGAGAAGAGUACUCGUUUUGACAUUUUCAAAGAAGGCAGAACAAGAGAUUCAUGCCAGAAUUUACAAAUUUACUGGUUUUAAAAAUAACCAGAAUCAACGCAUUCAUGUCAAGACCAUUCAUGCGUUUGCCUUAAUGAUCAUGAGAAAAUUUGCCGAUGAAAAUCAUAAAACUAUUUCUAAUGACGAUCAAAUAUUGGAAAUAUUUAGAAAAACUAAACCAAAUGACAAGAUGACCAAUGAAUAA
Messenger RNA from Naegleria fowleri, 921 nucleotides. RefSeq lists its product as uncharacterized. The transcript has a single exon. Gene Ontology annotation, molecular function: ATP binding; 3'-5' DNA helicase activity; DNA binding. The record is from RefSeq and is a predicted model, not a curated record. NCBI's taxonomy places the organism in Eukaryota, Heterolobosea, Eutetramitea, Acrasida, Naegleriidae. Gene Ontology annotation, biological process: recombinational repair. Bases 1 to 921 code for a protein of 306 amino acids.